This is a messenger RNA of Brassica rapa (field mustard), 1299 nucleotides long. Its product is annotated as F-box protein DOR-like. Gene Ontology annotation, molecular function: protein binding. The record is from RefSeq and is a predicted model, not a curated record. Lineage: Eukaryota; Viridiplantae; Streptophyta; Magnoliopsida; Brassicales; Brassicaceae.
AUGAAGGAAUCACGGCGGCGCAAGGAUCGUGAAACUGACCAACAACACUCAUCGCUCCCAAUGGAGCUCAUGAUGGACAUCUUCUCUAGGCUAUCCCUCAAGUCCAUUGCCACCUGCCGCUGCGUUUCGAAGCAGUGGGGCUCCGUACUCGGCCAUUCUGGUUUCAGGGACCUCCUCUUGACAAGGUCUCAGGCUCGUCCGCGUCUAUUGUUCGCCUGCGUCGAAGAUAACAAGGUCAUCUUCCUCUCCUCACCUCAGCCUCAGUCUUCUUCGCCGACUCCUCCUCCUCCUGUUGCCGCCGAUUACCACAUGAGUUUCUCCUUUGACCAUCCUGUCCAAGACAUAUCUACAAGUCUCAAUGGCUUUGUCUGUGUCUAUACCAGUGGUUACCGGUCCGUAAACGCAAAGAAAUCCCUGGAGGGCGAGGAGUUGGUGAUAUGUAACCCUAGCACGGGACAGUCGCUUACUGUCCCCAGAAUGAAUAGCUCUCGGAUGACACGCUUCUUCGGGUAUGAUACUAUAGAGAAACUUCACAAGGUGUUGGGAAUGAUUUGGCUACAGGACGAUAGAACUGUGGACCAUCAAGUGCUGACAUUAGGAGUAGGAGGAGGAGGCACUACAUGGAGAACGACUGGAUGCGGCGUACCUUGUUCUACUUGGCAAAGACAGAAUAUAUGCAUUAAUGGUGUUAUCUAUUACGUCGCCCGUGAAUGUGAUCAGAUGAUAGUUUGCUUUGAUGUUAGGUCUGAGAAGUACAUCUUUGUUAAGUUUCCGGAUAUGAUCUUUUGGCCCGUGGUUCUUGACUUCUACGGUAAGUUGGCCUUAGUAGUACUAGUCAGUGGCAUCGCUCUUACUGCCACGUCCGAAAGUAUUGUGAUGUGGGUUCUGCAAGACCCCGGAAGAUGUACAUGGUCCAAACGUGUUUACAUAUUGCCCCCUAUGUGGAAAGAUGUAGUUGAUCCGCGCGAGCACUUGGAGAUUGUUGGAGGGACUGGUCCGGAUGAAUUGGUUAUGUCGCCCAGAUAUUCUUCUCAGCCUUUCCAUUUCUACUACUGCAAUUUCCUAAAGGAAACUGUAACGAGAGUUGUAAUCCAAGGAAUGGCGUUUGGGAGUGGGAGGAGGUAUUCUAUUCACACUUAUCUAAACCAUGUGGAGGAUGUGAAGCAUCCUGUUUCAUGUUUUGUACCUAACAAUCUGCAGAAUGAUCAUGUACCAUCAUCUCCUUUAGCUUUCUCAUCGUUUAAAGAUGGUAGAAACAGUAAAGAUACAUUAGGUGUUGUUAUUGAUACAUACAACUAG